AUGAGCGCUCCAGGCAAAGACGGUAGCAACUACCCCACCAACACCGGUGCUGCCUAUCAGCAGACAUACGGCAACCAACAGCAACAGGGGUAUUUCCCACAGCAAGGAGGUAAUGGUCAACAACAGUACCCGUAUCCCAAUUCCCAGCAGCAGCAAUACACCCAGCAGCAACAGUUCCAAGCUCAGCAGUACCAGCAGCCCAAUUCCGCGGGUUACGACGCCAACGGCCUCGCGCAGCAGCUUCAGAAUCAACACCUCAACCCCAGGCAGGGCAAUGCCAGUCCAGGCUCGCCACAACGACCCCGUACUAGUGGAAGUUUACAGGCUGGUGGUGCUGUAAAAGAUGAUUACGUUGUUUUCCAGAGAGAUGAUAGUACCUUCACAUCCUCGACCAGGGAAAGGGCAAAGGCUUUAAAGGUAAAGGUGGAGCUUCAUUACAACCAGAGUGUCGGAUAUGCUGUGGAGAGAAACCAACGACGCGUGGAGCUUGAGCAAGAACUCGAUGCGGGAAAGAUGUCGGAUGAGCGCAAGAAACGUCGUCGACAGCAGCUGGGUAAACAGGAGUCUCAAUUUCUUCGUUUACGAAGAAUGAGGCUACAUGCCGAUGACUUCCUGACGGUCAAGGUCAUUGGAAAGGGCGCGUUCGGUGAAGUUCGCCUUGUACAGAAGAGAGACACAGGAAAGAUCUACGCUAUGAAAACACUUCUUAAAUCUGAGAUGUUUAAGAAGGACCAGUUGGCGCACGUCAAGGCUGAGCGAGAUGUUCUUGCGGACUCAGACUCGCCGUGGGUCGUGAACCUCUUUUACUCAUUCCAGGAUGCGGUCUAUCUAUAUCUCAUCAUGGAGUUCUUACCAGGAGGAGAUUUGAUGACAAUGCUCAUUAAGUACGAAAUCUUCACAGAAGACGUUACGAGGUUCUACAUGGCACAGUGCGUGUGCGCCAUUGAAGCUGUGCACAGGCUAGGUUUCAUCCAUCGAGAUAUCAAGCCGGACAACAUCCUUAUAGACAAAGAUGGGCACAUAAAACUUUCCGAUUUCGGUCUUUCAACAGGUUUCCAUAAGACUCACGACCAGAAUUACUACCAACGUCUACUCGAGGGAGGUUCUAAUACCCCCAGCGAACAGCAAAACAACACUCGAGCCAGGAACUCGGUCAUGGUUGACGCAAUCCACCUCACUGUCUCAAAUAGAAACCAAAUCAACACAUGGCGUAAGUCUCGACGCCUCAUGGCGUACUCAACCGUCGGAACACCCGAUUACAUCGCGCCGGAAAUCUUCUUGCACAAUGGUUACGGACAGGAAUGUGAUUGGUGGAGUUUGGGAACGAUUAUGUUUGAGUGUCUUGUGGGAUGGCCACCAUUCUGCGCGGAGGAUGCGCAUGAAACAUACAGGAAGAUUGUCAACUGGCAGACACAGCUGUACUUCCCCGAGGAAAUCCAAUUGAGUCCCGAAGCAGAGGACUUGAUUAGGUGUUUGAUUACAAGCGCAGACAAGAGAUUGGGGCGCCAUGGCGCGGAUGAGAUUAAAGCGCACCCAUUCUUUGAUGGUGUCGAUUGGGACAGUUUGAGGAAAAUUGAGGCGCCCUUCAAGCCGAAUUUGUCGAGUAUUACUGAUACUUCUUACUUCCCGACAGAGGAACUUGAAGGUGUUCCAACUGCACCCGCCGUUGCGGCUGUUAUGGCCGAGCAACAAGCUGGAGGUCAGCCGAUGGCAAUCGGGGAGGAGACUGGUUUGCCAUUCAUUGGAUAUACCUACAAAAGAUUUGAACAUCUUACAAAGCACGGCGGUCUAUGA
Molecule: messenger RNA, 1794 nt
Organism: Morchella sextelata
Lineage: Eukaryota; Fungi; Ascomycota; Pezizomycetes; Pezizales; Morchellaceae
Exons: 5
Coding region: 1-1794 (597 amino acids)
Biological process (GO): peptidyl-serine phosphorylation; intracellular signal transduction
Molecular function (GO): protein serine/threonine kinase activity; ATP binding
Source: RefSeq, a predicted model, not a curated record